AUGGCAGAAGUUCAUUCAGAUAAGGAUAAAAAAAAUAAUAAGAGUAAAGGCAAAAAGAAAAAAAUCAGUCCCAAAACGGACUAUUUUCUGAGCCAAGGAAUUGCCUAUGUCGACUACAAAGACAUUGCUACUUUACGUAAGUUUAUUAAUCGUCAGGGGCGGAUUAAUCAUCACCAGCAUACUCAAUUAGUAACUAAGACCCAACGUCAAUUAACCAGGGCUAUCAAAAGAGCCCGUCAAAUGGCUCUUUUGCCUUAUACAAUAGUAGAACAAAGAGAACCAAUUUAUACCAGUUCCAAAGGUCGAAGUUCUGGUUAUACUAGUGGUGCUUAUGGAGGAAGAAGUUUCG
Molecule: messenger RNA, 349 nt
Organism: Ambispora leptoticha
Lineage: Eukaryota; Fungi; Glomeromycota; Glomeromycetes; Archaeosporales; Ambisporaceae
Source: the annotation of a GenBank genome assembly